AGGCGUGGGCCCGGAGAGAGGCAGAGAGAGGAGUGAGGACGCUGAGAGGAGCUGACGGAGCAUUAAUGAGAUACUGGCCGUUUAGAGUUACAGGGAUGCAGUUUUAGCCAUAUUCCACCGCUGUUUUCAAGCUUGAUUUGCGGACUUGGAAAGCGCCAGAACUGGGACAGUUUUGCUGUUUAAGACUAACUUUAGUGGAUUAAUUUAUUCUGAAAAAUGGGCUUGGAACGUUUUCGCGUAAAGACGCCGGGGAUGGUAGCGCUUUUCGCACGCUCACUCCUUUGUAUCAUCGGGCUAUUACUCACUUUUUCUCAGCCUAUCUGCGAGGCGUUCAACUUGGACGUGGAGAACCCAGCUGUGUACAGCGGACCGAAUGGAAGCUACUUCGGAUACGCUGUUGACUUUUAUUUGGCUGAUUCUUCCAGUGUGAGUGUUGUGAUAGGAGCUCCAAAGGCCAACACAAGGCAGGUUAACGUUACACAGGGAGGAUCUGUCUUCUACUGUCCAUGGGGCCUCAGCCAAUCAGAUUGUCACACCAUCGAGUUUGAUACUGAAGGGGAUCGCACUGUCUUGCUAAACAACACAGAACAUCAGGUUGAUUUCAAGUCCCACCAAUGGUUCGGAGCCACUGUGCGUUCUCACGGUGACACAAUCCUGGCUUGCGCCCCUCUCUACUCUUGGCGGACUGAAAAGGACACCCCCCUUUCUGACGCUACAGGAACCUGCUACCUCUCAGCCCGCAAUUUCACCAAAUUUGUGGAGUACGCUCCCUGCCGCACAGAGAUCAGUGAUGCGGUGGGACAAGGUUACUGUCAGGGAGGAUUCAGCGCUGACUUCACAACGGAUGGCAAAGUUGUAUUGGGAGGGCCAGGCAGCUACUUCUGGCAAGGUCAGGUGAUCUCUGCAGCUAAGGAGGACAUUAUCGAAGCGUACUACCCAGGCUAUUUUAUACAGUCUGUGGAGAACCAGAUCCAGACCAAACAGGUCCAGGCUAAACAUGAUGACAGCUACCAAGGUUACUCUGUUGCUGUUGGGGAAUUCAGUGGUGAUCAGGUGGAGGAUUUUGUGGCUGGUGUUCCAAAAGGACUCAUGCUUUAUGGUUCGGUGUCUAUUCUGAAUGGUACAGAUCUGAAGACCAUGAUGAACUACACUGGCGAGCAGAUGGGAUCAUAUUUUGGUUAUGCAGUGGCAACGACUGACAUCAACAGUGAUGGGAUGGCUGACCUGCUCGUGGGAGCUCCCAUGUUCAUGGUCCGGAGCUCCGAUGGCCGUCUGGAAGAGAUGGGUCGGGUGUAUGUUUACCUACAGCGUGGCCCCCUGAGCUUGGAGCUCCGUCUACCUCACCUGACAGGCACCCAGGUGUUUGGGAGAUUUGGCAGCACUAUUACACCAUUGGGAGAUCUGAACCAGGAUGGUUUCAAUGAUGUGGCUAUCAGCUGUCCGUUUGGAGGGGAGGAUCAGCAGGGACUGGUCUACAUCUAUAAUGGAUACUCAGAAGGACUCAGGGAAAAGCCAUCUCAGGUUAUCACUGGCCAGUGGGCUGCUGGGACUAUUCCUGCCAGCUUUGGAUUUGCCCUCAGAGGUGCUAAGGACCUGGACAUGAAUGGAUACCCAGAUCUCAUAGUUGGUGCCUUUGGUGUUGAUAAGGCAGUUCUCUAUAGAUCCCGCCCAAUAGUUAACGCCAGUGCAACUCUGACAAUCUACCCCACCAUGAUCAACCCUGAAGAGAAGAACUGCAUGAUCACCAAUGGAAACACCAGCAUUCCUGUUUCCUGUGUCAACCUGAGUUUCUGCAUAUAUGCUGAUGGGAAGCACCUACCAGGCGUCCUAGAUUUCCAGGUGCAGGUACAGCUCGAUAGUCAUAAGCACAAGCAGAAAGGUGCAGUGAAGAGGGCUUUGUUCUUGGAUUCCCAACAGCCCUUGUUACAGAGGAGUGUGACGGUGCGCCAUGGGGAGCGUGUAUGCAACCACACGAAAAUCUACCUAAAGGAUGACAAAGAGUUCAGGGAUAAACUCUCCUCCAUUUAUGUUGCCUUGAACUUCAGUUUGGAUCCAAAAGCAGCAGCUGACUCCCACGGCCUGCGGCCCAUCCUCAACUAUCAGUCAACCAACGUAGUUGAGCAGAAGGCUCAGAUUCUUUUGGACUGUGGAGAGGACAACAUCUGUGUUCCUGACUUGAAGCUGAUAGUCCAAGGGAACAGGAAGGAAGUCUACCUGGGUGAUGACAACCCGCUAACCUUGACUUUCAACGCCAGGAAUGAGGGUGAGGGAGGGGCAUACGAGGCAGAGCUGUAUGUGGUGCUGCCCCCUGAAGCUGACUACAGCGGUAUUGGCCGCAAUAAUGAGAGCCUGACCCAGCUGACCUGCAGCUAUGAGACAGAGAACCAGACUCGAUACCUCCGCUGUGAUCUGGGCAACCCGAUGAAGUCUGGUACCAAUCUGUGGGCAGGCCUGCGCUUUACAGUGCCACGACUGAAGGAUGCGCACAAAACUGUUCAGUUUGAGCUGCAGAUCCGCAGUAAAAAUGAGAAUAAUUCCCACAGUGAGGUUGUACCUUACAAGCUGGAGGUGGUUGUUCAGGCUGAUGUCAUUCUACAUGGUGUGUCUCGACCAGAUAAGGUCUUUUUCCCACCGGCUAACUGGAGAGUGACCAAAAGCUAUGGGGUGGAACAGGAUGUCGGGCCUACAGUGGAACACAUCUAUGAGCUGGUGAACAACGGGCCCAGUAGGAUCAGCCACACCCUGCUUGAACUGCGCUGCCCCCUCACUGUCCAGGGUCACACUCUCCUUUACCCCCUGGAGUUCUCCACAGAAGGCCCCAUCAACUGCACCUCUGACAAACUCAUGAACCACCUACACCUCAAACUCCAGCGCACAUCCACAGAACCACCUAUCCUGGCACUGAAGGCACAUGAGCACCAUGUCGAGAGGAGGGACGUCCACAAGAAUCAGCUCGCCCAUUUGACUAACCUGUCCUGUUCUAAUGCGGAGUGCUGGACGUUCCAGUGCAACGUGGGUCUGCUGGAGAGGGGGACUACUGCUAUCCUAAAAGUGCGCUCUCGUGUCUGGGCUGAGACCUUCAUUGAGAGAGCUUACAAGCAAUAUGUGCUGGAGUGCCUGGCCAGAUACAGUGUGGAGAAGAUGCCUUAUGCCAUCCUACCCAGACAUGCUCCCAGUGGACACAAAAAGGUGGUGACCCCAGUGGUGUGGAACAAGCCAGAUAUCGAAAACUCAGUUCCUCUGUGGAUCAUCAUCUUGGCAAUUCUGGCUGGUUUACUGCUUCUGGCUCUCCUCAUCUACGUCCUAUACAAAUUCGGCUUCUUCAAGCGAUCUCUACCUUACGGCACUGCCAUGGAGAAAGCACAACUCAAACCACAGGCUGCCUCUGAGGCCUAGGUGACAGCAGAAGGUAUCAGAACCACAGAACCUGGCCAUAUGAUUGCAAUGGAGAAACACAAUGGAACAUGUAGAGUGGAUGGAAAGAGAGACCACUGGAACUCCACUGUGCUGCACUAGAUGAAGACAAAAAUCCAAAGAUCUCCAAGCCAAAUGAAUGUUUUUCUUUUUCUUUUUUAAUUUAUGUCUUGUUUGUUGGCAGGUUGGGAUUAUUACCAAAUAGAACUUUUUUCUCAAUGCCUCAAGGCUAUCAUGAGACUGAACAACAAAAAAAUGACUGCAAAAGAAGUGCAGGCUACCGUCAGCCUGCAGUUGCAGUGAGAUGCCUUUUGGGUUUUCUUUUUGUGGAUUCGUGUGAUUGAGAGUCCUGUGUUACCCCUUUAACUGCCUUAUUUUGGUGCUAAUGAUCUAAUAUGUUCACUGCCUCUGACAGGAUAUGGCUACAUGUAGCGUGUGGCAGCCAGGAGCUGUGAAUUACGCUGCCUGCUGAGGCCUGAAAGUGUUUUUCUGGUAUCUCCUGAAUACAUGGUUUUAUUGACAGAAGAUCAGUAAACAGGUUUCAGGUGGAAACAUUGACCUUGCUAUAGCAAAAGCAAUAUUAUCUGCAUAGAUGUUGAAACCUAUUCCAUUUAAUAGCUCAGCUUUUAUCACAAAAUUGUUCUCACACAAACGUUUUACAUAAAUUAGGCCCUGACCUGGGCUUAAAUUAUGUUCCCCUGAUUCUUACCUAAUGCGUGCUGGGAUAGGCUAAUCCAGCACCUUGCGUCCCUGAAUAGGAUAAGCGGGCAUAGAAAAGGCAUGGAUGGAUGUUCCUCAACUGUUCAUGAAAAUGAUCUCUCUCUGCCUCAGGUUGUUGGACAGCGCUGGGUUGAGUUGUUUUUGCACUCAAAGGAAAUCUACUGAUAUAAUUCCAGAGACACCUAUGACUGACUGACUGACCUUCCUUUGAGUUCUGAUUUUGACUUCUACUGAUCACUUUGUUUAAAUCCUGUUUGUUCAUGUUCAGAGUUACCAAUGCUGGCAUCGUCAUUGUUACGUAGUCGACUGGGAUGCGACUGGAACCACCACAGACCUGUGAAACCUCACAUUAGGCUUGGAGCAGUGUGGUGCUUCUGUCGAAAAAGUGGUCUUCUCCUAAAGAAUAUUUUGCAGCCUUGCACUCCUGCUCGGUUUGGGUUGGGCUCAUACAGCAUGCAGACCAUGUGCAAGCAAAUUACGCUUAGGGGAAACCACAGAGUUAAAAGCCAUGGCGCAAUGAUGUCUUGAACCAAAGACGGGACAAUCAGCAAUGUUGUAGCCCUGUCAGACAGUUUUAAUCUGAGAGCAGGCAGGAUUAUCACUCUUUGUGUGUGAAGGAUCCAUUUUCAGCUUACAGUGUGUGUUACUGUGAGAUACUGUAUUUUUGAUUGUCUUUUGAGUAAAAGCUGCCCAUGUGGUUAGAAAGAGAAGGGGCUGAAGUCAUCCCACUACCAAAAGGCUACAGGGACUAAACAUUAAAAUGCUUUGUGUUGGUUUCUUUUAUUUGUCAUGUAUAUAGAUUUUAUGUGCCUUAAAUGUAAAUACUUAAAUUCUGUGCGUUAGUUAGGGCUGAGUGUGCUUGUGUGUAUGAAUGUAUGUGUGACUUUGUGCAUACGUGCAUUUGUAUGAAUGGUAUAUUUAUGAAUGUUUGUUUUGUGUAUGAAUUGGUUAUUACCUUUCCCACUGCUUAGUCCUGUUAAUCCCUAUCACCUCUGUACCUUGAGAACAUUGAGGUUAAUUGAGGCAUUACUAUUAAUCAUGGUAGCAUAAAUACAAUCAGUAUUCAGGUUAAGUUGUUUAACUGCAUAGCAGCGAUUUAAAAUGCUUACAACCUCAGUGGAAAUAAAAACAAAUGUCUGUAAGACAGCCGUCCGGAUGUUAGCGUCCUACGGGAUGUCUUGUACCUCUACCAAAGGGAUAACAGCUAGGCACUGGGAACUAAAUGUUGUUUGGAAGUGCAAUAUUUAUAUUCACUCUUUUAUUACAGUGCUUUCUUUUGUUUUAUGUUUCAUUUGUGACUGAGUUGUGAUAACCCAGAACUUAAAAGUAUGUGAUUAACACAUACACUAAAUACGUUGGUGAGGUUCGGGCUUUUCACUUUCACUUGCUUUCUCACUAAGUGUGAAACCUUUUUAUUUUUAUUUUUUAAAUUUUUCCACUUCAUGAUAUACUCACCACUUCAUUGCUGGACCACUUUUUCUGAUCUUACUGAGUUUUAUACCACAGACUGACGCAGAAACUCAAACACAAGAAAAUAUCUAAGUUGAACUUGGGUAUGUUGACAUAGUUUGAUAAUUUAUGUGCUCUGCUGUUGCACCUGUCCAAACACCAACAUUAUACUCACCAUAUGUUUUAGAUUCAGCCUCAUCACACACUGUUCAUAUGGCCCAUCUUAUUGGAUAGUGAUUUACUAUUUGUCAAAUGGUCCACAAAAUCCCCAUUUGGUAAUUGAUUUAAAAUGUUUAACAUUGUCUGUAUGAAAAUUCUUUAUGGAACAUGUCAACCCAUUAUUUAUAAUGACAGGAGAUAAUUUUUCUACUUCCUCCAUGGUUACAUCAGGAGAAGGCACUGGGUUUUCUUCUCUUUUUCUUUUUAAAAUAAAAACAUGUUUUAGCCCAUUUUCACUCUCCGGGACUUCCAAAAAAGAAGUUGUACAUAUUUAUGACAAGGAGAGUAUUUUUGAAUUCAAAGGAUAACUGAUCUGUUGUGAAUUUUUCUCACCCCAUAUUGGGGAGAACAUUUUUGUCAGGGGGAAGGAUAGGGGGGUCUUUGGAGGUCA
Molecule: messenger RNA, 6193 nt
Organism: Morone saxatilis (striped sea-bass)
Lineage: Eukaryota; Metazoa; Chordata; Actinopteri; Moronidae
Gene: itga5
Product: integrin, alpha 5 (fibronectin receptor, alpha polypeptide)
Exons: 30
Coding region: 217-3396 (1059 amino acids)
Biological process (GO): cell adhesion mediated by integrin; integrin-mediated signaling pathway; angiogenesis
Cellular component (GO): external side of plasma membrane; integrin complex
Molecular function (GO): integrin binding
Source: RefSeq, a predicted model, not a curated record